AUGUCUGCCGCUACCACCUCUCCGUCCAUCGCAAUCCGCAAGGCCUCUUUCUCGACUGGCCCUCCGAGGAACGCCUCUCCCACUACUGAAUCGCGCAACUCUUCCCGCAACUCCUCAUGCUCCUCGCCUAAUCGAUCAAAAAAUAGCAGCCGUCGCGAGUCGUUCGGCUCAAUCAAAGAAGAUAUUGACGGAAUUGCGCAAUCCUUCGUGGACACUCACGUUGAACAUUCUGCCAGAGAGCCUCCCAAGCUGGACAACCACGACAUGCAACAUGGCCCGGAGUUCUGCUGCCCCUGCGGAGGAUUCUUGGGCUGGAAACAGAUUCGUUUGGGUGGAAAGAGCCUCAGCAGGAGCUACAGUGACCUCCGGGGCCUUGGGAACAUGACUGCCCGCGGCUGGGCCUGGGAAGAGACUCCAACCAUCGCUACUCCGACUACCAAGACACCGGAGGUGAAAGAGCAGAAGCCAGAACCCGGGUCAGAGCCCGGGCCAGAGCCGGGAACAUCUGUGCUGGAGAAAUUGCCCCCGGAGAUUCUUGACCAAAUAAUAUCACACCUUGCUUUGGACGUCCCUCCAAACGGCUAUACACCACGAAAUGUCGACUUGAUUUCGUGCCUGCUCACUUCGAGGACCUUGCAUGCGGCAACCCUAAGUGUGCUGUACAGGAACAUGACGUUCCCACACUCCAUUAUCUUCUCCAAAGCCCUCAACCACAUGUCACAGUACCCGGCCUUGGGAACCCUAGUUCGCCGCCUCGACUUUUCUCACUUUACCUCCGUUGGUCUUGGCCGCACCAAGCAGAUGAACUCUGAGAUCCAAAACUUGACGUCCACGACGCUCCUCAAAUUCCUAGAGCUGCUUCCAAACCUAAAGGAAUGCUUGCUCCAGGAGCACCUCGAAGGCGAUAUCAGCGUGGAAGUUCUGACCAAGCUGUUCACUGGGCUUCCCAAUUUGACUGGUCUUGAUUUUUGUGGUAGCUCCUCGUCGGCCUUCUCGGCUAUCUUCCACCAGUCUUUGCACGCUGGACGUGGCCUUCCGCUGACCCUGCCGAAUUUACGGCGAAUUUCCUUCCACGAAUGCAGCGGCAUUCCUUCUUCGUCCUACGAAAUUUUGUUCCCUAAGCUGGUUAAUCUGACCCAUCUCGAUCUCACCCACACCCAGGUCAGCGAGGAUGCAUUAUUCGCAAUCCCAGAGACUGCCCGGAUCACUCAUCUGAGUCUUUCGCGGUGCAUUCGACUAGGAGGACCGCGAGUGGUGGAAUUUUUGACAACGCACCCAGCUGUGAAGGACUCCUUGGUAUUCCUUAACGUCAUGACGGACGCUUCCCGAUACCGGCUCCUGGAGGAAGACGACGUACGGAAGCUGCUUCCCAAGCUCCCGACCUCGCUUCGUUCGCUCAACCUUGGGGGUGCUAGAAUCACCUCAGACCACACUGAGGCUUUGAUUCCCUUGACCAAGCACUUGGAGGAGCUGGGCCUCAGCUCGGCAGAUCUGUCAGCCCAGGAUCUCAGCCGCUUUUUUGCGCCUCCUCAACCCAAAACCACAUCAGGCUCGAAAGUGGCACCCUGGGAGCCAUCUACCCUUUGCUACCUUGACCUUACCAAGGUGCCUCGCAUGACGGUGGGCACGGUUUUCAACACUAAUACUUGCCUGUUGCUUGCGAAGCAAAGCUACCCUCUUCAAGUGAUUGAGUUCAACGACAAACUCAUAACGCCACUGCGCGAGAAACCAAAGAAUACCAAGAGCUCUCCCGACUGGACAGUCCGUGAAUUAGGCCGUCGCGGAUGGUAUGUCCGUGACCCUGCCUCGAUGCCUGACACUCCGAUCGAUGAUGGCUCUCGUUCUUGGAAGAUGGGAGCUCGGUGGUGGGGAAUGAGGAAAAUCCCCGUUGCUGUUGGCGACGUUGGGGGCCUCUAUGGACACUACAUGUUCAAGAGAUGA
Messenger RNA from Aspergillus versicolor CBS 583.65, 1941 nucleotides. Its product is annotated as Leucine Rich Repeat domain protein. Bases 1 to 1941 code for a protein of 646 amino acids. Lineage: Eukaryota; Fungi; Ascomycota; Eurotiomycetes; Eurotiales; Aspergillaceae. The record is from RefSeq and is a predicted model, not a curated record. The transcript has 4 exons.